AGGCGGGGAGGGCGCCUGGGAUUCUUUAGAGCUGCCCUGGAUCCGGGUUCUCACCGCAGCCCUGGAGGAGGGAAGGCGCCCCCUGCUGACUCGCGGCCGCGCGCGGGGCGGGUGGCUCCCGCGCUCCCCUUGUCCCGCCGGGAGAGCGCCGGGGGCGGGCUGGAGGCUGCGGCUCACGAUCCGCCCCGGGGUGGGCCCAGACCCCGACCCGCGGCGCGCGCGGCCCCUCCCUGCAGCCAGCCGAGCUGGAACCAGCGUCCGUACGACCAUGCACGGCCUCCCGCCGGUCCUGCUGCUGCCGCUGCAGCUCGCCUUGUUUGCGGCCUCUGCGGCCGCCGAGGCGCCAGUCAGCGCUGCGCGGAGCCUGGUGUGGGGGCCGGGGCUGCAGGCCGGAGUCGUUCUGCCCGUGCGCUAUUUCUAUCUACAGGCCGUCGACUCGGAGGGCCAAAACCUCACCCGCUCGCCCCCAGGUCAGUCAUCAUUCAAAAUAGUAAUCAAGUCUCUUUCACCUAAAGAAAUAGUUCGAAUUCAUGUCCCUAAACCUUUGGAUAGGAAUGAUGGGACAUUUUUGAUUCGAUAUAGGAUGUAUGACACUUUUAGUGAAGGGUUGAAGAUAGAUGUCCUUUACGGUGAUGAGCAUGUGGCUCAGUCUCCAUAUAUUUUGAAAGGACCAGUGUACCAUGAGUACUGUGAAUGCCCAGAAGAGGAUCCUCAAGCCUGGCAGAAACUUCUUUCUUGUCCAACUGAGGAGCCACAGAUUUCAAAAGAUUUUGCUUCUUUCCCUAGCAUCAAUCUCCAGCAGAUGCUAAAAGAAGUUCCAAAAAGAUUUGGGGAUGAAAGGGGUGCCAUUGUACAUUACACGAUUCUCAAUAACCACAUCUACAGAAGGUCAUUGGGGAAAUACACAGACUUCAAAAUGUUCUCAGAUGAGAUUUUGCUGUCACUGGCAAGAAAGGUCCUUCUCCCUGAUUUAGAAUUUUAUAUUAAUCUUGGAGACUGGCCCUUGGAACAUAGAAAAGUCAAUGAAACCCCUGGCCCUUUACCUAUUAUUUCCUGGUGUGGCUCUCUGGAUUCACAAGAUAUUAUCCUUCCAACAUAUGACAUCACCCACUCCACACUUGAGGCAAUGAGGGGUGUUACAAAUGAUCUCCUCUCAAUCCAGGGAAAUACAGGACCUUCCUGGAUCAAUAAAACAGAGAAAGCUUUCUUCAGAGGGAGAGAUAGCCGAGAGGAGAGACUCCAGUUGGUACAGCUGUCUAAAGAAAAUCCACAACUACUAGAUGCAGGAAUUACAGGAUACUUCUUUUUCCAAGAGAAAGAAAAGGAGCUUGGGAAGGCUAAAUUAAUUGGUUUCUUUGAUUUCUUUAAGUACAAGUAUCAAGUGAAUGUAGAUGGAACUGUGGCUGCUUACAGAUACCCGUAUCUCAUGCUGGGCAACAGCUUGGUUCUGAAGCAGGACUCACCAUAUUAUGAACACUUCUAUUUGGCACUAAAACCUUGGAAACAUUAUGUUCCAGUAAAAAGAAAUCUUAGCGAUUUACUAGAGAAGGUUAAAUGGGCCAAGGAAAAUGAUGAUGAAGCCAAGAAGAUUGCAAAAGAAGGACAGUUGAUUGCUAGGGGUCUGCUGCAGCCACACCGGCUUUACUGCUACUACUAUAGAGUCCUACAGAAAUAUGCUGAACGCCAGUCUAGCAAACCCAAAAUACGUGAUGGAAUGGAACUUGUGCCUCAGCCAGAUGACAGUACAUCUACUAUGUGCCAGUGCCACAGAAAAAAGCCUGUAAGAGAAGAGCUUUAAGGCAGAUUCGGCACACUCCUGUGUACUGCAGCGACAUCUUUAUUGCAGCAUUCAGGUAGAUUCUACACUGUAGCAAGCACGGCUUAAAAGACUUCCUCCAGACUACUUCCUGGUAUCUUUCUGUCAUGUGGAUGAAUAGAGCAAUAUUAGAACAGUACUGCCAAAUAUCUUCAGAGAGUAAUUUAUUUUAAGUGAAAACUGCUAUUACCAGCAUUACAGUAGCUGUGAGAAGAACACUUGGAGAUCACAGUGAGCAGAGAGGCUUGUCAAAGGAAAUCGCUCUAAAACUAUUUGCAUCAUAUCUAUUGCAUUGCUUUCUAACCCUUAUUUACUUCCCUCUUCCACUUCAAGUAUUUGUGAAGGAGAAUGUUUUUUCUCUCUUUGAUUUAGUCCUUAGAAAUGAACCCAGGGGCCUUGCAUGCACACAAUGCCCAUUUUGAUACUAAGUGCCCCCCGUCUGACUUUUUUUUUUUUUUUUACUCUCUAUUUCUUUUUAAACUAUUGUUUUAUAGGACAGAGAGAAAUUGAGAGGGGAGGUAGAGAGGGAAGAGAAAGAGAAUCACCUGAAUCAUUGCUUGUGAAGUAUCCCCCUAUGGAUGGGAACCAGGGGUUUGAGUCUGGGUCCCUGUACAUGGUAACGAGUGUGCCCAACCAGAUAUGUUGCCACUAGGCCCCUCUUUAUUUUUUUAUUUCUAUUUUUUUUACCAGAGCACUGCUCAGAUGUAUGUGUGGGGGACUGAACCUGAGACUGGAGCCUCAGGCAUGAGUCUCUUUGCAUAACCAUUAUGCUGUUUACCCCCAUCCUCUUUAUUUCUUAGAAGAAACAGAGAGGAGGAAGCAUGGCACUGCUUUGCCAUUCACUAUUCCUGGAGUUUCCCUGGUGACACCCAUUAUGACCCCAUGUGGUGCCAGGGCUUAGACCCAGAGCUUCUGCACACAACAAGGCAUGAGCUCUCCUUAGUGCUUUCUUGUAGGCCUCUUUCACCCAUUUCCUAAGUGAUUUCUCUUCCUCGAUGUCACUUUUGGUAUCCUGUAAUAGCAAGCCUUGUGGAAGGUCUGAUAAUAAUUAAAGAAAAUGAGGAUGGUUCAGUGUUAAAGACUGCUUGGAUUAUGGAGAAAAUGUCUUUUAAAGCUCACUUAGGUUUUUUAAAAAAUGAGCUUUAUGAAGGUUUGAGACAAAAGUAAGGAGAAGUUGUGCCUUGAGCUACUAAUUCUUAAUCUAUCUGGAUUGGGAAUCUAUCCCAUCAAGGACAACAAAGAUAUUAAAAUAGAUGAGAGCUUCCCCUUGGUAUGAUUCAUUAUUUAUACAUUGAAUAGAUACAUGAAAACUGUGGUCAGGUGGGAAACCUUAAUGUCUUUUCCUGAUUAAAAGGGAUUUUUAACUUCUGUGUCAAGCUGCAGGAAGUCUAGUCUUGAGAACUCUCAGCUUUAUGCAUUGGCAGUAUCAUAGCCAAUGAUGUUUAUCCAAGGCAUGAUUAUUGCUAAUUGAGAACUCACUAAUAAGUUAACAACAGAGACAAGCAUCUUUUCCUUACUGCAUUUCCCCUGUUUCACUGGGUUGCAUUGCUACAAUAAAGACAUUGGACUUCUCUUUUACUUAGGAAAGAUUCAAAACUUAAGUCUUUAAACCCAGAAGCUCAUUAUCCACUACUUGUAAUACCAAUCCACAUUCAGUUCAAUAGUGAGCAAUACUAUUGAACAAUACUAUUGGAGCAGUACUCCAAAAAUAAGAAUUAUCAGGGGUUGGGCAGUAGCGCAGCCAGUUAAGCACACAUGGCGCAAAGUGGAAGGACCAGCGUAAGGAUACCAAUUCAAGUCUGCAGGUGUCUAUCUUUCUCUCCCCCUCACUGUAUCCCCUCCUUUCAGUUUCUCUCUGUCCUAUACAACAACAACAAAAAAAAUAAGAAUUAUCCACUUUGUUUAAAAGUAAAACAACAUAACCACUUUAAAGCAAAUACAUGACUUUUUUUGAUGACCAGUAGAACAUAGAAAUUUCUUUAGAUAGAUGAGUAAAAAAAACAUACUUGGAAUGGUGCAAUCAAAACCAAUUAUCAGAGACUGGGUGGUGGCGCACCUGAUUGAGCACACAUGUUACAGUGCCGAAGGACCCAGGUUCAAGUCCCUGGUCCCCACCUGUAGGGGGGAAGCUUCAUGAGUGCUGAAGCAGGUGUCUCUCUGUCACUCUCCCUUUCUAUCCCCCCUCCCUUCUCGAUUUCUGGGUGUCUAUCAAAUAAAGACAAUUAAAAUAAAAAAAAUUAUCUAGGCAAAACUAUUGUGUGCCAGUUGUUAAAAACUGCAAAUAUGUAAGUAUACAACAAAGAAGAAACUGCAUUCAGACCACACCCAAAUGAAUUUCUGUCCUAUGUAGUGAACAUGGACUUUAGGGUUUGCCAAAGUAAAAUUAUAGAAGUAAGUUUGCCUUCCUUCACACCUGCCUGCCUUCUAGUUUCAGGUCCUUCCAGGUGGCAAAUGUCAUUUGGUUGGAAACAUCUUAGAUUUAAAACAAUAGUAUCACUUGUUACUAAACAGGCCUGAAAGAUAAAAGUGAGUUGAGGUAAGAUCAGCAACUUAAGGUCAUAGAAUAGGAAUGACAAACUGAACAUUUAAGUGAAGCCCCUUGAGAAAUUCUUUUUUUUAAUGUGUAUGUAUUUAAUUAAUUGGAUAGGACAAAUAAACUGAGUGCUCAAGGGGAGAUAGAGAAGGAAAGAAACACCUGCAGCACUGCUUCACCACUUGUGAAGCUUUCCCCUUGCAGGUAGUGAUGGGGACUUGAACCCAGAUCCUUCUGCAUGGUAAUGUGUGCACUCAACCAGGUAUACCACCACCCAUCUCCUGCCCCUUGAGAAAUUUCUACACAAAGAGCAGCCUUAAUUUAAGUAAUCUUCCAUUUCAUCAAAUCAGAUAGCCUCCCCCCCGCCCAAUUUUGUUAAAAUUUGAUUUUUAAUGUAUAGCAGUUAAAAGCUUGUUUUACCUAGCUUUCUGGUUUGUUUACAUGAAUGUGACAUAGUAUAAAAUGAAAUUUUAUGAUGAGAUUUCCAUGACAGUGUUCAUUUAAAAAAAAAAAAGGUUGUAGGUUGAAAGCAUAAUGGUUAUGCAAAGAGACUAUCAUACCUGUGGCUCCAGAGUCCCAAGUUCAGUCCCCACACCACCAUAAGCCAGAGCUGAGCAGUGCUCUGGUGAACAAACAAAACCUCAUUACAGAACAACAUGUAUAAUGUGAAAGCAUUUAUGUAAAAUACAAAAACUAGUAUGGUUGAAAUUUUGGAAGAAUGCUCACCAAUCUCUGAGGAGAGAAGGGAUAGCAAAAUUUGACUCUUAGUUUUAUACCUUUGAUAUUUUAAAUGUUUUUACUAUAAUUGUGAAUCAGGUUGUAAAAUAAAGAAAAAUUCAGACUUAGGAAGAGACAAUAACUACAUAAGAGUUAUAAAAAGGAAAUUGAUAUUUAUGUUUUUCACGUACUAUUUUUAAGCCUGCUGUAUCUAAAGUUUUUUUUAUUUUUGAGCAUAUUAUGUAUACUUUUUAAAUAAAGUAAGUUUUAUAAAUAAA
Erinaceus europaeus (western European hedgehog) is the source of this 5344-nucleotide messenger RNA. RefSeq names its product protein O-glucosyltransferase 3 (gene POGLUT3). Gene Ontology annotation, molecular function: protein binding; glucosyltransferase activity. Gene Ontology annotation, cellular component: endomembrane system. NCBI's taxonomy places the organism in Eukaryota, Metazoa, Chordata, Mammalia, Eulipotyphla, Erinaceidae. The record is from RefSeq and is a predicted model, not a curated record. The transcript is spliced from 8 exons. Bases 269 to 1798 code for a protein of 509 amino acids.